Molecule: messenger RNA, 2620 nt
Organism: Grammomys surdaster
Lineage: Eukaryota; Metazoa; Chordata; Mammalia; Rodentia; Muridae
Gene: Ptger2
Product: prostaglandin E receptor 2
Exons: 2
Coding region: 857-1939 (360 amino acids)
Biological process (GO): cellular response to prostaglandin E stimulus; adenylate cyclase-activating G protein-coupled receptor signaling pathway; positive regulation of cytosolic calcium ion concentration
Cellular component (GO): plasma membrane
Molecular function (GO): prostaglandin E receptor activity
Source: RefSeq, a predicted model, not a curated record
GAGGAGUACAAAAACGGUUCCUGUUUUGUUUUCUUAUGAUUGCUUAAGUCGUUAUUUGUUAUAGGAAGACAAAGGCCACUCUGUGGUGUGCAUGGUUCUAUUCCUUAGAUGGCUUGCUUUUCAGUUCUUCUCUCACUUUUGUUGGGUAUCUUUCUGGAUUUUUUUUUUUUAAGGAAAACAACAAUCUCUCAUAUUCUUACUUCAAGUUGUCUUGAUGUCUUUGUGCCUCUUUCCUCCACAUCUCACAGGGCUGGACUCUCUUAACCUCAGUUUAGUGAGUUCCUGUUACCCCAGUCUCGUUUACUCUGCGCUGGUUCCCAGCCUUCUGCUAGGGCUAAAGGCUUCAGAGCUGAAGUCAGAGGCACUUUAACUUCCAACCCAUGUACCCCGCGGGAAAGGAAGACUUUGUGAGCCAACUCUGGGCGAGUGCUGGGACCGCCCCUGUCUCUUCUAGAGCCCAGCCAGCGUAUCUCUGCCCCGCCUGGCCCCUCCGCAACAACUCGCAAGCAAUCUAAAUUGCUUGCCUGGAUGCCAGUACGGGACUUGCCCCCCGGAAGGCGCUGGAGGGAGCAGCUCCUCCUCUAUACUCUAGCUACCAGCCCUGGCUAGGGCAGGUGAGGCACAGGAGCAUUGAGAGCUACCGGAUAUUGUAGUAAAGAGGUCACUGUGCACUGUGCGCACAGGCAGGAGACCCAAGUAAGUCUGCCCUUGGUGCGAGUUGGGGGCCGGAAGGGAGCUCCGGAUUUCGGUCCCUCCCCUUUUCCCUGCUCUGUCUUGGAACACUGGGGCCAUCAGACCCUGCUACUGUCUGGUACCUGCCUGGAGGAGAGAUCGUCUCUCCUCCACGCCCUCCACCAUGGACAAUUCUCCCAAUAACUCCAGGCACGUGGAGGACUGCAAGAGUCGUCAGUGGCUCUGUUCAGGGGAAAGCCCAGCCAUCAGCUCGGUGAUGUUCUCAGCCGGGGUUCUGGGGAACCUCAUCGCACUGGCCCUGUUGGCGCGCCGCUGGCGUGGGGACACCGGGUGUAGCGCCGGCAGCAAGACCUCUAUCUCUUUGUUCCACGUGCUGGUAACAGAACUGGUGUUCACCGACCUGCUGGGGACCUGCCUCAUCAGCCCGGUGGUGCUGGCUUCGUAUUCGAGAAACCAGACCCUUGUGGCCCUGGCUCCCGAAAGCCGCGCGUGUACCUAUUUCGCUUUCACUAUGACCUUCUUUAGUCUGGCCACGAUGCUCAUGCUCUUCGCCAUGGCCCUGGAACGCUACCUCUCCAUUGGGCAUCCUUACUUCUACAGGCGCCACUUCUCGCGCCGCGGGGGUCUGGCGGUGCUGCCUGCCAUCUAUGGAGUCUCCUUGCUCUUCUGUUCCCUGCCGCUGCUCAACUACGGGGAGUAUGUCCAGUACUGUCCUGGGACGUGGUGCUUUAUCCAGCACGGGAGGACUGCAUACCUUCAGCUGUAUGCCACGAUGCUCCUGCUGCUCAUCGUGGCUGUACUCGCCUGCAACAUCAGCGUCAUCCUCAAUCUCAUUCGCAUGCACCGUCGGAGCAGAAGAAGCGGAUUGUCAGGCAGUAGCCUAAGAGGCCCUGGAUCUCGCAGGAGAGGGGAAAGGACUUCGAUGGCAGAGGAGACGGACCACCUCAUUCUCCUGGCCAUUAUGACCAUCACCUUCGCCAUAUGCUCCUUGCCUUUCACAAUCUUUGCUUAUAUGGAUGAAACCUCUUCCCUGAAGGAAAAGUGGGACCUCCAAGCUCUUCGAUUUUUAUCAGUUAACUCUAUAAUUGAUCCUUGGGUCUUUGCCAUCCUUAGGCCACCGGUCCUGAGACUAAUGCGCUCAGUCCUCUGUUGUCGGACUUCACUGAGAACACAAGAAGCUCAGCGAACUUCCUGUUCUACCCAGUCCAGUGCCAGUAAACAGACUGACCUUUGUGGACAGUUGUGAGGAUGUGCUUCAUGAGGGAAGCCCUGCAAAAGCCUUUAAAUGGCUUCUUUGGAGAAACAUAAAGGGCUGGAAUAUAAACAAAAUGGCCGUGCUCUGAGAAAGCAAAUGAAGCAGACUUUAUGAGGUGGCUUGGGCUUCAGAUUUGAUGACAGGGCCCUUUGUGGAAAGUGUCAGGGGAUGUACAAAGUUCACAUUAUGUGGCCUUUGAAGGACAACUGGCUACAUUUACUAUCCAGUUGAUUUAAGCUUUCCUGUUGAAUGACAAAGCAUGUGGUUUUGCAAUUUGUUUUAAAACGCUACGUGGUUACUGCCUCCUGUUUUCAUUUUGAUGCCACUGCCGUUAUAAAUGCAGUCAGACUAAAUGAAACUCAUUCUCUAGGAAGUCAAUUCGUCCAAGCAAUGAAGCAACCAGAACAGACAAGUUGCUGUCUCGUGAUUGCUUAAUGGACUCUUUAUUUGGACCAUGAAGUUGAAAGUCACUGGCCCCUUUUACUGUGCAUGUUCAUGUGAGAGUCCUCUCCAAUCACUACUGUGCCACCCUUGAAAGGAUGCCCACCCUUUAUGAGCUCUGUCAUAUUGUCAGAUUAUUUAUUCUGUCUUGUCUAUUGUGAGGAGGCUACUGAAGGAAACUUCAGAAAUUUGCCUCUUACAAAGAAAUAAUAAAAAAAAAAUCAAUUCUAA